Zootoca vivipara (common lizard) is the source of this 8837-nucleotide messenger RNA. RefSeq names its product BTB domain containing 8 (gene BTBD8). The record is from RefSeq and is a predicted model, not a curated record. Lineage: Eukaryota; Metazoa; Chordata; Lepidosauria; Squamata; Lacertidae. Gene Ontology annotation, molecular function: protein binding.
GGCGGCGGCGGCGGCGGCGAGAAGGCCUCGUCCGAGAGGCGGAGGCUGAAGGAGGCGGUGGCUGAGCGGCUGAGGCAGGAUGUGGAGAGGCUUCUUAAAGAAGAAAUCCAAACUGAUGUCACUUUCUGUGUUGGCGGUGCUCUCUUCCGAGCUCACAAGGGAGUGCUUCUAGCAAGAGUUCCCGAUUUUUUCUCCCAUGUUGCUGGAAGAGUGUUAAACAGUCCAAACCAUGGUGAAGUUUUGAAUCUGGAGAAUUUGGAACCCUCUGAAUUUAAAACAUUCCUGCAGGUCGUGUAUUCAUCCAGAAACGUCAAAGAGUCUGAGCAAGCGAUUCUCAAGAAAGAAAUAUCAAAGCCUAGCUCCACAAAGGAACAUGAAAGUGUGGACGUCAGCAAUCUGCAAAAUGGUGAAAUAUUCGCUGGACAGUGCCUAGAAAAUCAUGAAAGGACAUCUGGUUAUCAGUAUUCCUUAAGCGGAGCCCUAGAAACAGAAGCUGCUGCUUCCCCUUUUAUUGCAAAUGAAAUUCCUGGAGAAGAAGCUGCUGCUGCUGCUGUUGAUGCUAAAGGCAAGGCAGUUGUGUCAGAUGAUUCUAAAAUAGAAACAGCAUCUCGCUUAGGAAAAGACCUAUUGAUGCUCUGCAAGAAAUCUUGGUUUUCGGAUCUUACUAUAUGGAUUGACAAAAAGCAAUUUCAAGUGCACAGGGCCAUUUUAUGUGCCAGAUCUUGUUACUUUGCUGCUAUGCUGAAUGGGAGCUGGGCCGAAAGCUCUCAAGAGCACAUCACUCUUCAAGGCUUAAACCAUGUAGAGAUGACUGUCGUUCUGCAUUUUAUCUAUGGAGGAGUUUUGGAUUUCCCAAACAAAGCAGAUGCUGGUUCCAUACUGAACAUUGCAGACAUGUAUGGGCUAGAGGGCCUAAGAGAAGUAGCUAUAUAUGUUCUGAAAAGAGACUACUGCAACUUUUUUCACAAGCCAGUGCCUGGGAAGCACCAGCCUGUUAUCGAAUGUCUAGCUAUUGCCCAUUCGACAGGAGCGGAAAGCCUUUAUGAUGCUUGCAUGAAGUGGAUGGCACAGCAUUUUGUAAGAUGUUGGUCAGAGAAGAGCUUUGCUAGUUUAUCCCCUGAGCUUCAGAAUAAUUGUCUUAGCAUGUUGAUAAACUCUUUGAGUCCACAGAAUGCUGCCUAUCUUUUGAUGGAAGCCAACCGGCUGAUCGGUAGUCUUCCCCGAGUGAAGUGGACUGAAACAGCUCUUCUCUUGGCAUCUAGACUGCAAGAAGAGUGUGUAGCAUUUAUGGUGGCCCAUUUCCCUGACGUAAUACAAAGCGAGAGCUUUUUUGCCCUGCUACAGUCUCAGGCCAUGAGCAGUGAACCUGACCUCCUCGAUCAAGUGUUUGAAGCAGUUGAGAAGGCUGUUGGCACUGAAAACAGUUGCUGUCUUCUUACAGCCAUGGACACUUUGCUAGAUUCUGCAGAAGUGAAGGACACGGGGUUUACGUGCAGGAUCCAGGCUCUGCGUGAUAAGCUGUGGAUCUUCCUGGUUCAGUCGUUUUAUGCUGUUCGUCACACACAGAGCUGGAAGCUGCUGAAGGCGGACGAUCAGCAGAACAUACAAGCAGCUGCUUUUGAUAAAGGUGAUGAUAGAAGACCUGCCAAAAAGCCCGUAUUCACUAGUUCUCAGUUAAACAGAUGCACUAGUGACAAUUCUGGUCUAAAGCAUCCUGCUUUGAAAGCGUACAGAAAGCAAAACAGUUGGGGUGCUUCCUGCACUAAUCGGGAUAAAAUGAAAUCUGAUGGAUUAGGAGCAUCUGGGCACACAUCGGCUACCAACAGGAACGGCACUAAUAAGGCUUUGAAACAUGACGAUUUAAAGGGGAAAGACAACAAAAAAGCCGUUUGCAAGAUGAUGAAAGAGUCCAAAAUGGGGGAGAAAACGCCUUCGCCCAAGGCUAGAGCUGUUAUAAAGCCCAAAACUGAAAAUAAUGGAAAUGCUAAGGCCGAAAGCUUGCUUACCAAGCAGGAUUCCGAACGGUCUUUAUCCGCUAGCGGACACAAAAAUGUGGGAAGUGGCAAAGCCUCAAAAAAUCAAGAAGGUAAAACUGCAGGUGCUAGACCCAAAGUACUCCCUGGAAGCUCAAGUGUACAGAUUAAAGCAAAACCUUUGAAGAAGACCAGUGGAAAGGAAUCUCCCUCUCUUAUGGGCACAGAAACUCUAAGCAAGUCAACUAACUCCAGCACAGAUCUACGGAUGUCCAUUGAACAGCUCGAUGAACUGAAAGAGGAAAAAUUAACAGAUGAAGGCAAAAAGCACUCAGCUUUGAAAACAAAGCCUGCUUCGAAGAUGUCUAAUGGAGCUCCUGCUAAAAAACAUGUUAAUGAUCUUGAGGCUAAUGGUUCCAUGAACAGUGUAAAGAAGUGCACUGGAAAGGGCAACAAUGAACCCCUACCACAGGCAGUUUUGAAGAAAAGGGGAAAUGAAUCUGGCAACUCUACCAUGCAACAGAAGACAAAAAACGUAGUUAACACUGUGAAAAAUCAAGGUCCACCGGGAGAGACCCCAAAUCUACUGAAGCCUGGACUUUCUCCUAAGCAAAAUGAAGAAAAAAACAUGACCCAGUAUCUAACUCAAUCAGAGAAGCAACCUUCAUCAAAGAAAAAGUCUAAAUCUCCGCAGACGGCUUCAGUUAAAGCCACAGCAAAAAUAAUAAUAACAUCCAAAACCCAAAACCAUUCAAAGAAAAGUGAAAUGGUGAACAAUAAAGACCAAAAACAGAAAAUAGUUACAGGGCAACCUGUUCCAAAGCUUCCUUCUUCAAGCCAGAAGCAUUCCAGAAGUGAAUCCCCAGUUCAGAAGAAUUUACAUGCAGAAGGACAAAAAAAUUCAACUUCGUUGGGAACUCAGUUACAUAGCAGUAACAAAUCUAGCCCAGGGAAGAGGAACAACAGCAGAACAUCUUUGCUUGAGAUAGAUAAGAGGCACAUACCUGAUUCAGAAGAGAGAGGCACCAAAGGAAAUUUGGAACAUCAGUGUGUUGCAGAGCUGAAAACUGAAAAGAUAGCAAAACAGGUUCAUAAGAAUGAGGCUGAUAAAUCACUUGUAAACAAAACAACUGAAGAAUGCAAUGUACAAGAAUUGCAGCAUGUCGGAGAGGAGAAGGGUGUGACUUGUGCAAAUGUUAGCCAGAAUCCUGCCAUUUUAGCCUCUAAAGAAUUGAAGUGCAAAACACUUCCUGAUUCUGUUGCCUGCCAGAAUCUCUUGGAACAUACAGGAGAGAACCUUUUAACACAAGUAACACCGGUCGGUUGCAAAUCUAAUGAUACCUCAAAGGAUGUUAACUCUCUUGAUGAUCCAUUGCACAGCUUGUCUGAAACAGCCAAUGACAGCUCUAACUCUGAACCUGAAGGGAGGAAAUCUUCUAAGGUCUGUAUAAUGGGCUCUGAAAGCACUGAUGAAUUCUCUGAUAAAUCUGCCUUGACUGAAUCCCAAUCGGCUACAGUGGAAUCAGAUGCUGCUUCAAAAUCUUUUGUAGAGCACGUUGCAGAAAAGUGCUCAUCUAAAGACACCGAUACCACAGAGACACCAGAGAGCCAUGAGAACUCGGAGGCCCCCUUUGCAGAUCAUUGGAAUCUGAGUUCCAGUGCACUUGAUCCAAAAGAAAGCCCUGAAUCGGACACUGGCAGUGCAACAACAUCAUCCGACGAUAUAAAGCCGAGAUCGGAAGACUAUGAUGCAGGAGGGUCUCAGGAUGAUGAGGGGUCAAAUGAAAGAGGGAUUUCAAAAUGCAGCACUAUGAUAUGCCAUGAUUUCCUUGGCAGAAGCAGCAGUGAUACAAGUACGCCCGAAGAACUCAAAAUCUAUGACACAAGUCUGAGGAUAGAAGUGAAAAUGAAAAAGGAAAACUCUGAUCUGUUCCGUGUUAUUUCAACAAGUGAUGACGAGAUCCCUAGAAAAAGGCCCGAAACGUGGCUGCACCAAGGUGACGAGAAAAGGGGUGGCUCCCGGGGGAAUAAUGCUAAUUUUGCCGCUGCGCAGUUUCCCCAAGAAGCUGAUCAGGUCUCCUCUUCGGCUGAUGAAACAGAAGAGGAAAAGUCUGAAACUGAAAAUGUCGUAGACAACCUGCCUCCACCGGAAAUCCCUGUUCAGCAGUUCCAUGGAAUUGUGAAUCUCGCAUUUGAAGAUGCAGCAGAAAACGAUACUGAAAGUCAAGAAUUCCCUGCCACCAAAAACUUUAAACGUUCAGUAUUGCUUUCAGUGGAUGAAUGUGAAGAAUUGGGAUCUGACGAUGGUGGGGAGGUCCACACUUCCCUCCAGCGUUCUCUGGAUGCUGCAACACCUUCUGAUGUGUUUGAUGGCAUUUCCCAUGAGGAUCACGGCAAGACAUUUUAUUCAAGAUACUCCUUGGAGAUUGAAGACGGGUUCCUGGAGUGUAAGGAGAAUGAUAAGGAAAGGUUAGAUAAAAGUGAGAAUGCUUCUGUAGACCCUUGUGGCAAUGAGCAAAAACCCAAGGACAAUCUGAGUACUCCAGUUAUGGAGCAGAAGCCUGCAGAGAAAGAUUUGAUUGUGAGACAUAGUCAGUCUCCAGCAGAAGUUAAGGAAAACGCCAAGAGCGAAGAGAACAAUGAAUUUCAAUGUAAUAAAGUCUCAGACAAUGACACAAAGUCUCAAGGAAGACCAUGUCACCUGGAUCUUCAUCAAAGAGAUAAUACUGAGUUACAAAAGAACAAUUCUGCAAAACCUGUAGACCCAAGUAGGAGUCAUAUACUGAUUCAGGAAGGCCACGUGAAAGAGAUUGAUUCAGCAUCUACUGAAUACGCUAACUCUGCUUUAUCCGCAGGAGACAUAGAUGAUUGUGACAGAUUGACACAAAGCUGCAUGUAUGAGCAUCGGCCUCCAAAAACCCUUUCUCCAAUUUACGAGAUGGAUGUUGGAGAAGCUUUUGAGCAGAGGAUGGAGUCGGAACUGGACAUUCUAGAUGUGGAUUUUGAAGAUCAGCCGUUUGCAGAACAGGACUGGACUCUUCUCAGGCAACUGUUAUCUGACCAGGAGUCAAACUUAGACAUCAAAAACUCUGUUCCUGAAGACCUUAACUUAGCACAAUAUCUCAUCAACCAGACACUUUUUCUGGCACGAGACAGUUCACAACCUCAGGGUAAAGCACAGAUUGACACUUUCAGUAGGUGGACUGAACUGAUAUCUCCACUGGAUGAUUCUUCAGCAAGCAUCACAGUGGCAAGUUUUUCCUCUGAAGAUUGUUCUUCCCCUCAAGGGGAAUGGACAAUUCUUGAACUAGAAACCCAUCACUGAAGCGAUCAAGUGUUUUGAGACAGGACUCCUCCCCUCUUCUUUUCCCUGUUCCUCUGCAAGUAAAUGGGUGAUGCAAUAUUUCUAUACAAUAAUAAAUACUGCAUCAGUCAAGAAGAGUCAGUCCUUGAUAUUGAAAUGAUCCUUUCUUUAAGUGCUCCGUUUCUAAUUUAAGAUUUAAACACAGGUAAAAUAAACUUUUGAGAUUUAAGGUGGAUGUUUUCUAAAAACUAUUUUCAAGCAUGUCUUCUUUUCUUUCUCUUCCUAGACUUGGGGAAUUAGAUGCCCUGUAAGAAAAUGCUUUGACUUACUCUCUCCUUUUUUCAUUCAUCACUUACUCAUACAUUUCUAAAUGCUCAAUGAAUUAAAAUAUGAAUGCAGAAUAAGUAUUGCUAUCCUUUUUUCUUCCAUUGCUCUCCAUAUAUAGUGACUUGGUGACUUCUUCAAAGAUAAGCAAUUCACAGUGAUUACGUCAAAAGAUGUGUGCCAACAGUACUUUCAAUUCUAGAAAUGUGUGUUUGGAUUUGCAGGAAAUAAUAAUAAUGCAACUGUUUCUGAAUUUAUUUAUUAACAGCAGCAUGUUUGGGUUGUUUUCUCCAGGUUGAUUUUUUGUAACUUUUUUGGUUUUGAAAAUUCAAUAAAUUUCUAAAUUGUUUAAAUCUAAGAUUGCACAGGAGUUACUGGAAAAGAUACAUAGUAUUCUUUUUCUAGGAAGAAAUAUAUGUUUACAGUGUUGUUAAAUUGAAAGGGGGGAAACCUCAUGAAUGAUUUAUACAAAAUCUAAUACAAUUAACAGGUGUUUUUUCCUUUUAAGAUGGUAUUUAAUAGAAUGAGACAGGUGAAAUAUAAUGAAGUAGUUCGCUCAUUUCAAAUUUCUGUAUUUUGUGUGCCAUAUAGAUCUAUAUUUGGAUUCCUUAGAGUGUAUUAGGUAGCACACUUCCCUGACCAAAGGACACUUUUAAAGGAUUGGUAUUCAUAUAUUUUUGAUCCAGAGCCUCUUUCCCAGUUACAGCUUAUUAUCUUGGGGGUGGGGGUGGGGGUCUGGCUAAUAGUGCAGGAACAGUGAAACACCAUAUCAUCUAUAUGUGGCUUUUUGAUUUCCUUUUUAAUAUGCAUCCUCUUUACUCUGUGACAAGAGAAAUUUGGAAUCCACUUCAUAGGGAGCUCUUACCAUCCAAGUUCCCAUGUAGAUGGAACACUCAGUCAGAUACUGAUUUUUGUGUUCUAUGAUGCUCACUUUAAUACUACAGCUUAAGAUAGAUGGGCCUUUUUGCUGUGAAGUAAUUGGGCAAGAUUUACCUGUCAGCGGAAGCCCUGCACAAAGUCUUCUGUUUGCCCUGCCCCACAUGCUCUCCUGACCUUUUCUCUGGUGGGAUGGAGAACCCAGAGUACAGCACAUGAGGGAAGGAGAGGGGAGAUCUGACAGGCUAUAGUGCUUGUGCAGUUGGAGCAUUUGUCAUAGCGCAAAGUUGGAUUCCACCCAUUUUAUUUGAGUAACGCGUGUGGAAAUGCAGCUUUUGAAGGAUUCAUGAUUUCAUUCUUCCCUCUCUGCCUAUACUUAAAUUAAAGAAAGUAAUUAAGAUAUUUCCAUAGCGCCGUUCCACUAAGGAAAAUUCCCAGCUUUCAAUGAAAAUACAUGAAAACGUUAAAAGGAAAACAUCUAAAUAUAUAUACAGUGGUACCUCAGUUUAUGAACACAAUUGGUUCCGGAAGUCUGUUCAUAAACUGAAGCAAACUUUCCCAUUGAAAGUAAUGGAAAGUGGAUUAAUCUGUUCCAGACGGUCCGCGGAGUACUUAAACUGAAGCGUUCAUAAACUGAAGUGAACUUUCCCAUUGAAAGUAAUGGAAAGUGGAUUAAUCCGUUCCAGACGGGUCGCGGAAUACUCAACCUGAAGCGUACUUAACCCGAAGCAUGGGUGUAAUUGGUUCCGGAAGUCUAUUCAUAAACUGAAGCGUUCAUAAACUGAAGCAAACUUUCCCAUUGAAAGUAAUGGAAAGUGAAUUAAUCCGUUCCAGAUGGGUCCGCAGCGUUCAUAAACCAAAAAUUCGUAAAAAUUCGUAAACCAAGGUGUUCAUAAACCGAGGUUCCACUGUGUGUGUGUGUGUGUGUAUAUAAUAUAUAUUAUAUAUAUCUCACACAUAAACACAUCAGAAAUUAAAAAUGGUAGAAACUGUAAAAUGAAGAUCGAAAAGCAGCAUACAGAUUAACGUGGGCUUUCAUGGGAAGGUCAUAGCAAUGGUUUGGUGCAGAUUCCUGUGGGCAGAGGUUGGCUCCAAGAGCCUUUUAGGGCUUCAGAGGUAAGCACUAGCAAGUUGAACUUUGAAACAGACCAACACCCAGUGCAGUUGUUCAAAGACUGGCAACAUGUAAUCCAUUUGGCUGGUCUCUGUUAGUAGCCCAGUGACCAUUGUGUACUUGCGGUUCACAAUAAGUCUUCAAAGGCAUUGCGAAAACCAGUGCAAGUAUUGGCGAUGCAUAACAGCUUUCCAUGUACUUCAGUAGUUAGAUUUUUAUUUCCGACAAACGUUGGGAUUCAUUUUGUAGCAAACAUUUGGUGUAUGUAUUGGGGAAAGAAAGUUGAAUAAAAUUGGCAGUAAAAGAAUAAAGCUUAUGCUGUGUCAGCUCUUUCCCAUUUCACUUACCCUUAUGUUAAAAAAUAAGAUGUUAUUAAAGAUAAAUAUAAUAAUAUCAUAAAAUGCCCCAGUAAAAAUUGUUGGACACCCCACCCACCACGCCGUAUCCUCUUUCUACAGCGUGAUGAAUUCACAAAAAAAUGUCUUUACAAUCUUCAAUCAGCUUCCAAAGUCAGACACAUUCACACAUUCAGUGCUCCAAACGUCCAUCAAAGGGAGUCAAAUCUGAAAACUUUAGUCUCAUACAUGUUUUAAUAGUCUAUUUCUAUGUCUAAUUGUCCAAUGUAGCUUGAGGAAGAUUAUCUGCCUGUCUGUGAUCUUUGGUGUAGAAAAUAAAGGACCACCAUAUUGUAAGAAAUGUCUCUGGUUUUUGUUUUCCAUGGGAAACAAUAUUAUGGGUGACAUUUUUUGCUAUUGCUUGCAUCAUAUAUUUUUAUACCAAAAUUCCAGAGUAAAUCCUUGUAGCUUCUGCCAUGUUUGCGCUAUUGCCAAUCAUGCAGCGACAAGAAAAUAGGCAGCGAACCUUUUAUAAAGUUGUUUAUUGGCAUCCUCAAAAAUAGUCAGGAAAGCCAAUUGUGGGUUAAUAAUACUUCCCUUUUCCAAUGUUGUUUAAUUUCUUUUGCUAGAAGGGAGAUGGCAAAUUGGCUCUGGCCAUUUGGUUUUCAAGUGGAAAAGUUCCUUUGGUCUGGCAUGACGAUGGGGAAAAGGAUUUAGGCAAGGGGCGUGGCCGGGUUUGGGACACACCAGCUAGGGAUGAAGUACUCGCAGGGUGACACAGGAUGGUGAGGGGACCCAGAACUGAAGGGGCCAGAGUCAGAAGGGGCCCUGCCUCCAUGAACACAGUGGGCUCUGAGACGUAGGGAGCAGUGGGAGAUAUGCUCUAGGUAAGGCAUAGGCAAACUUGGCCC